AUUAUUAUUAAUUUAAUAUAAUAAUAUGAAGGUGUUUUCAUUUUCAGCCAUUUCUCUUGGUAUCCUAGCAGCAAGUCAAUUGGUUGAUGCUGAAGUUAUUCAUACAAAAGUGGCCAUUCUUGGUGGUGGCGUAUCUGGUAUAAGUGCUGCACUUAAUUUAACCUUGAAUGGCAUGGAUGAUUUUGUGAUGGUAGAAGCCAGAGAUGUCCUAGGAGGUCGCGCUCAAAAUGUCAAGCUUGGUAACACCACUAUUGAAUUAGGUUGUAAUUGGGUCCAAGGUCUUGGUACAAAUCCAAUCAAUCUACUUCGUCAAAAAUAUGAUCUCAAGACUGCCGUUACUGAUUAUGGAGAUUUGACUUUUAUUGAUGAAAAUGGUAAAAAGGUGAAUGCCACAGCCAAGAACAAUGAAUUUAGUGAUCGUUAUUCUAAAUUGGAAGACAUGGCUAUUCGUCGUUUAAAGGACAAUCAAGUUGAUUUUUCUGGUCGUACCGGUAUGAGUUUGGCUGGAUGGUUCGCAAAGACACCUAUGGAAGAAGCUAUUGAAUACUUUGGUUAUGAUUGGGAAAUGGGAGAAACUCCAGAAGUAAGCAGCUCACUUUUCUCUACUUUGAAUGGUUUAUCAAGUUAUCAAACUGAUUUUGGCCCUGAUUCGGAUGGUGACCUUAUGAAUAUUGAUCCACGUGGUUUCCGUUACAUCUUUUUGGAAGAAGCUAAACGCGUAUUCAAGAAGAAUGACAAGCGCUUACAUCUCAAUACCAAGGUCAAAACAAUUGAAUAUAGCAAGGAUAAAGUCACUAUUCAUACUGAUAAGGAUACUAUUGUUGCUGAUUAUGCUAUCUCUACCUUCUCAGUUGGUGUUCUUCAACAUCGUGAUGUCGAAUGGAAACCUGAAUUACCUGAUUGGAAAAUGGAAGGAAUCUAUGGUUUUCAUCUUGCUACUUAUACCAAGAUCUUUAUGAAUUUCCCUACCCAAUUUUGGGAUGAUACUCAAUUCACUUUGUAUGGCAAUCCUGAUAGUCGUGGUCUUUACUCUGUUUGGCAAAACUUGAAUGCAAAAGGUUUCUUCCCUCAAGGAACAAAAGAUAAUAUCUUCAUGGUGACUGUAACUCAAGAUAACUCCUAUCGCGUUGAAAGUAUGACUGAUGAUCAAGUUAAAGAUGAACUUAUGACUGUACUUCGAACAAUGUAUGGUAAGGAUAUCCCUGAACCUACUGGUAUGAUCUUCCCCCGCUGGCAUUCCAACCCUCUCUUCCGAGGUUCAUAUUCUAAUUGGCCCAUUGGUGAAUUGGAUCAACAUCAUGAAAAUAUGAAAGCUCCACUUCAUAAUCGUGUCUUCUUUGCUGGUGAAGCCAUGUCUAAGAAUUAUUAUGGUUUCCUUCAAGGUGCCUGGAUUACUGGAGGUAAUGUUGCUGCCACCGUCAAUCAAUGUAUCAAGUCCAAAUGUCCCCGAGCUACUUAUUACCCUACUCUCUACAAUGGUAAAGCUAAAGGAUCAAUCAUCAAGCGUGAAGUUGUAGUUUAGUUUUGCUAUAGAUAGAUAUUUAAUUAUUAUUUAGACAUUUC
Molecule: messenger RNA, 1563 nt
Organism: Halteromyces radiatus
Lineage: Eukaryota; Fungi; Mucoromycota; Mucoromycetes; Mucorales; Cunninghamellaceae
Exons: 7
Coding region: 26-1522 (498 amino acids)
Molecular function (GO): oxidoreductase activity
Source: RefSeq, a predicted model, not a curated record